UAGGCUUCCACCCCUGUCGCGCGCCACUUUGCAUCCCCCUCCCAUAGAGCUCCUGCACAACCGCCUCAAAUCGCAGCUGGAAGCAUGCAAAUCUCUCGCUCUCUCUCUACUGGUGGGCAUGGACUGAUGUUUCUGCUCCUCUCUCUCUCUCUCUCUCUCUCUCUCUCUCUCUUAUACAUGGAUCGGCAACUACAUUCUUGCCAAACAAAUAUGUGCCCCUUUUCUUGAGAUUGCGCCCACAACAUGUUUGAUGUUUUGCUUAUAAAGAGUUGGACUUCAUUUUUUUCAGUUUUUUUUAAUGUAUGAGGCCUGGUCUAAUUUGUUUUCAAAAGUGAACCUACUGUACAUGCCAAUGCAUCUAGGAAAAUUAAGUUUUUUUGCCAAACUAACUGGAUGCUUAAAUUCUGGAUAUGAACAUUGAUUGGGUGCUGAAAUGUUUCGCUAAUGAUAGUUUCCAACAUGCUUUUUAGCACAACUACAGAACUACAGAAAUACAUAUAAACUAUUAUAGUUCAACCAAUUUGCAGUUUUUAAUUAUGUGUACUGAAAAUGGAUUUGGUGUCCACGACAUGUGAAGUUAAGAUCAACUUAAAUUGUGUGUUAAUGUUCUUCUCCUUUAACAAAUAUAUACAAUACGAGGCCAUGAUGCCCGGCAGAUAUGUAGCAACAAAGGUGAUAACCUCUCUUUGGUCCCUUUGGUAAGAUAAAUUCGUUCUUCUGUGCAUCUUGUAUGAGUUUGAUGCGGUAGGUUGGAAAUUUAUUGGAUUUUGUUUGGUUCCUUCAGACUCAGAGGCUUUCAUUUUGCUCAGUUGAUUGGCUGAAGUUAUGCACACAGCCCUGCAGGCUGUUUGUUGUAAUGCAAAUAAAGCAUUUCUCCCGGCAAAACACCCAACAACAAGAUUUUCUUUAGGGCUGAUUUAUCCAGAAGCCCAAACCAUGUGGGUGUAGUUCUUGCAAUUAGAAUUACUAAUAUCCGUUUGUUAGAGUAUAGUUAUUUGGCAGAGAACUUCUUCUAGAUGCUCUGCAUCCUCUAUGAGUAAUGCACUUUGUUGUUUGUUGACCAUUUAUGGGUAGAUUUUGCCUAUUGGAUAAUGGCCCAGAAAAUAUCUUCUUAGAAAAUAGCAUUGGCAACUUUGAUAAAUCGAGAAAGCUUCUUCUUUGUUUGAGUUGAAAUUAAGAAACCUCCCACAGAGCAAUGUCGUCUUCAUCAUGCUGCAACUAUAAAACACAGGGUGACCAAACCCGAAAAGUUGAUGGGAAUUUAGUUUACAUUUGGAUUCCUUUGUACUGCCUACAAUAUUAUAGCUUAAAUAUUGCUACUAAAUUUCUCGGAGUGGUGAUGCAUGCAAACAAUUUCUUAGAGAUAGGCUGUGUACAAUCAUUCACGAUGCAGAUCUGUUAAUUUUAAUUUUGGAAUAAUGGAUAUGUUCUAUUAGCUUGAGCUGGUGACAGGACACCUUUUGAUUGCAGAAGCUCAAGUACUUGAGCCAUCUAGAGAAAUCACUAAAACUACUUGCUAAUCCAGUGCAUCUCUAUCAAGAUAAAUCAUACUGUAGGUGUUGCCAUCUAUGAUCAUUUCCCUAUUCAUACUCUGCAACUCCACUUGAAAAGGGCAUGGAGUCAGGAAAAAGGCUACGAGCUUCUGAUGGAUAUUCAAUCUCAUGGUCAGACUGUGGGUACAUUAGGGUCAAAGCACCACAAGAUAAUUAGUUGCUAAUUAAAUAUGGCAUGAACCUCAAUUAACACACUUAUAGUUCAAGUUGAAGGAGCUUACUCUGAUUCACAACCACAAUAGCAGAGUAAAUAACUUGGUAGUUUCAUGUUUAACAACUUCUAUUUUGAUACUGUCUCGACGGCUUGAUGGAAAAGAUCGACGGAAUAACAUGGUUACAACUAACAGUCUGACGGCCUAAAUCAAGUAUGUUCCGUUGCCAACUUUCUCUUGAAGAUAAAGACUGAAGCUUGUUGCUUUUGCUCAUCCUGGUGCUACCUGAUUAGUACUUAAUCAAGAUGAGUAAUCAUGAUAGCUGGUGUUGAACUCCAGCCAACCAUGGUGAGAAGGAAUUGAUGCUGCAGCUGUAAGCGGCGGGUGGCUACGCAUUGGUAGCCGUUGUGCUGAUAUGUAACUCCAGCCAACCAUGAAUUUAACAGCGGCCUCCGUAAGUGUCAAAGACUUAUUGUCGAAAUACAGUUCAGGCCACACGAAUUAAUUCAUGAAUAUAAUUUAUAUUGACCCAAACUUAAUCAAUUCAACGGCACCGACGAAUGCUACUAGUCGAUAAAAUAUCAAUGACAAUAAUCAGCCAGUGGGCAGCUCACCAAUCUCUUUCAGAAGACUAUUCCAGCUGGCGCAUUUAAAGACUGUGCUGCAUGGCCACAAGCGCAAGCAGAGGAGGGCCAAGAUACUGACUUAUAUUUAUCAUCAACCGGCGUAUUCCAGCUAGCGAGUAUCCUUUGCUCUUGCUGGGCUCUAGUAUGCUUCUGCUAUCCACACAGGCAAGGCAUCACGAAAUCUCAGAAAUCUGAAGAUUUUGUUCAUUCCCUUCUUCUGCAACUGCAAGCAGAGGAAGUUUCAUCUUGAUCACUGUUGAUUGAAUAAUCCUGUAUUCAGGUGCAGCAGCAUGGUUUUCUCUUGGUGAUUGCCCGACGAUCUUCUGUUAUCUAUUGUGGUUCUUUGCUUGCGCUCAGCCUCGCGAGAUCUUGAAACUAUUGAUAGACUGGAAGACUGGUUCUAAGGUGCACCAGCAUGGUUUUCCCUUGGUAAUUGAUGGGUGGUCAUUCAUUUUCAGCUUUUGGUUUCUGCCAGUCUCAAGGAAUAUCCUAGUGUUUUUGGUGGAUCUCUGGCGCUGAGUUUGUCUGAUCCAUGGCAGCCGUACUUGAAACUUUGCUUAAAUCAAGUGUCAAUAAGUUGCAAGAUGUCAUUACAGGUGAGGCCAUACUAAUCCUAGGGGUGGAAGAAGAGCUCACAAAACUACUGCGACGAGUGGAACUAAUUCAGUGUUGUAUAUAUGAUGCUGAGAAAAGGAGGACAAAAGAGCAAGCGGUAAACAAUUGGCUUGGUCAACUGAGAGAUGUUAUAUAUGAUCUUGAUGAAAUCUUGGAUGUGGCUAGAUGUAAAGGAAGCAAGAGACUUCCUGAUGAUCCUUCUUCAUCAUCAAGCAAAUCAGCUGCAUGUGUAGGCUUCUCAGUGUCCUCUUGCUUUUGUAACAUCUGGUCACGUCGUGAUGUUGCUGUUCGGAUUAGAAGCCUCAACAAAAAGAUUGAGAACAUUGCAAAUGAUAAGAUAUUCUUAACGUUCAACAGUAGUACACAACCUACUGGAAAUGGUCCAACAUCCAGACUGAUAAAAAGUUCCAACCUUCUUGAGCCCAACCUUGUGGGAAAGGAGAUCAUACAUUCCAGUAGGAAGUUGGUGGACUUAGUGCUUGCACACAAGGAAAAUAAGUCUUACAAGCUUGCUAUUGUUGGAACAGGCGGAGUUGGAAAGACAACACUAGCUCAGAAAAUAUACAAUGACACAAAAAUAAAAGGAAGCUUCAAGAUGCAUGCAUGGAUUUGUGUUUCACGGGACUACAAUGAAGUUACUCUUCUGAAAGAAGUUCUCCGGAAUAUUGGUGUGCAUCAUGAACAAGGUGAAACCAUAGCAGAGUUGCGGAGUAAGCUUGCAGAAACAAUUGAAGGGAAGAGUUUCUUUCUUGUUCUAGAUGAUGUAUGGCAUUCCAAUGUAUGGACGGGUUUAUUUAGACUUCCCUUACAUGCAACAACUAGAGAAGUAAUAUUGGUAACCACACGAGAUAAUCAAAUUGCAUUGAGAAUAGGCACACAGUACACCCAUCGAGUUGAUCUCAUGUCAGCAGAGGUGGGAUGGGAGCUGCUUUGGAGGAGCAUGAACAUUGGUGAAGAGAAACAAGUGCAGAAUUUUAAAAACACGGGGAUUGAGAUUGUUCGUAAAUGUGGUCACCUCCCUCUUGCAAUCAAGGUUACAUCUAGUGCUUUGGCCAGCAGAGAUCUAACAGAGAAUGAGUGGAAAAAGUAUCUGGGUAAAUAUAUUGGCUCCCAGAGCAUACUCUUGGACGAAGUAGAAUUAGCUUUGUAUCUAAGCUAUGAUGAGUUACCACAUCGUCUGAAACAGUGUUUCCUUUAUUGUGCUCUGUAUGUUGAAGGUUCUAUCAUUCGACGUGAUGAAGUUACCCGGUUAUGGAUUGCUGAAGGCUUCAUCGAGGAGCAGCAAGGCCAACUACUAGAAGACAUAGCAGAAGAGUACUACCAUGAGCUAAUCCACCGGAAUCUCCUCCAACCAGAUAUCUCAUAUUUUGACAUGUCUCACUGCAAAAUGCACGACCUCUUAAGACAACUUGCUUUGAAUAUAUCAAGAGAAGAAUGUUUUGUUGGAGAUGUUGAAUCAUUAAGGGGUGAAAAUAUGCCAAAACUGCGACGUGUUACUGCUGUUAUUAAGAAGGAUAUGUCAGUGUUACCUAGAGUGGAUAAGGUGGAAGUUAAGGUGAGGACUUUCCUAACUGUUAAGGGUCCAUGGAGAAUUGAGAAUACAUUGUUCAAGACAUUCCUGCUUCUUCGUGUUUUGGUACUGAAUUACUCACUUGUACAAAGCAUCCCAGAUUACAUAGGAAAGCUGAUACAUCUACGUCUACUUAAUCUAGAUUAUGCUGGCAUAUCUUGUCUUCCAGAAUCCAUUGGCUCCCUAAAGAACCUUCAAGUACUGAGCUUGAGAUGGUGUAAUGAUCUGCACAGUCUUCCUUUGGCAAUGACCCUGUUGUGCAGUUUAAGAUGUCUUAAUCUUUUGGGCACAGAAAUAAAUCGGGUUCCCAAAGGGAUAGGGAAACUGAAGUUCCUCACGUAUUUAGAAGAUUAUCCUGUUGGUGAUGGAAGUGAUAAUGCUGUUGUACAAGAUGGAUGGAAGUUGGAAGAGUUGUCUCCUUUGUCGCAUAUGAGGUAUCUUCUUCUUAUCAAGUUGGAAAGAGCAGCUCACUGCAGUACAAAUGCAAUUCUUACAGACAAAAAGCAUCUAAAACACCUAACACUAGAGUGGACUGAACGUGGAGAGGGGUCAUAUUCAGAAGAAGAUGUUAGCAAUAUUAAGGAGGUCUUUGAGCAGCUAAUACCUCCGCACAACCUGGAAGACCUAUGUAUUGUCAGAUUCUUUGGUCAGCGGUAUCCCACCUGGUUAGGUACCACCUAUUUGUCUUCAUUAAUACACUUGAAACUCAUAGAUGUACGAUCAUGUGCGCAUCUUCCACCGAUCUGGCAGCUACCCAACUUGAAAUUUCUUAAGAUUGGGGGAGCACAUGCAGUUACCAAGGUUGGGCCUGAAUUUGUUGGCUGUAAGAAGGGUGAUCCUGUAUGUAAUGAGUUGGUUGCUUUCCCUAAACUUGAAUGGUUGAUCUUCGAGGAUAUGCCCAACUGGAAGGUGUGGUCUUUUUUUGAGGAAGAAGUUGCUGACGAUGUAAGGGGAGAGGAUGGAGCUGCUGAGAUCCGCAAAGAGGAUGCCCAAUCGGCAAGGUUGCAACUGCUGCCUCGUUUGGUGGGCUUGCAACUUGUAGGUUGCCCAAAGCUGAGCGGUCUGCCACGACAGCUUGGAAAAGACACCGCCUGUUUGAAGGAGCUCAGUUCAACGGGACUGAACAACUUAAAGGCCAUGGAGGAUCGCCCAGUGCUCUCUGAACUUGUUGUUUCGUACUGUGAAGGCCUGGAGAGGAUCUGCAACCUCCCUCAAGUGACAGAGCUGCGUGUAGGUGGUUGUCCAAACUUAAGCCAUGUAGAAGGAUUGGGUAGUUUGCAGCGGCUGUGGGUGAGUGAGGAUAUGCAAGAAAUCUUUUCACGCUGGGUACCUGGGCUUCAAGAGCAGCACCGGCGACUUCAUGGCGAAGACCUGGAUAUCUACACAUGGACAAGGUACAAGAGUUGAUAAUAUCGGCAAACCGUGAAAGGCGGCGACAAGUUCUUUCAAGAAGCUAUCUGUCAUCUGUGGGAGGAGAAGCGUCAAAGAAAAGGGGCAAGCUCUGUUCUGUGCGAUGGAGCUGAAGAAGAAGAAGAAGAAGGAAACUGCAGAAACUACUUACUAGCUACACCAUCUGCCAAAAAACUUGAUAGUGCAAUGCAGUGCUCUUCGUGGUACUACUAUCGUUUUCUUUUCUGAACUUAAUCAUUGUGUGAUGGAGAUCGAUGAUACUCUCGUACAUUUUAUCUGCGUUUUAAUUACUUAUGUGAAACGCACUGCACUGCACUGCACUCUGGUUUAAGCUAAGUGUGUGAUCUGUUUUUGGCUACUGUUAGGCGGGCUCAGUGGCCGUUUAGUUUAGUUCGGAGGAAUUGGAUAUAGGAGUAUUUUGGAACGUUGUAUUGUGAUCAAACUGAAGCGAGGCGCAUCUCGUGUGUUACUCGCACGCUGGAUUAAUUGGGUGUAAUCAGAACUUAAAUCUUGUGUGUGGGACAAU
Triticum dicoccoides is the source of this 6452-nucleotide messenger RNA. Its product is annotated as disease resistance protein RGA2-like. Gene Ontology annotation, molecular function: ADP binding. NCBI's taxonomy places the organism in Eukaryota, Viridiplantae, Streptophyta, Magnoliopsida, Poales, Poaceae. The transcript has 5 exons. The record is from RefSeq and is a predicted model, not a curated record. The coding region runs from base 2864 to 5923 and encodes 1019 amino acids.